Messenger RNA from Entrophospora sp. SA101, 939 nucleotides. The record is from the annotation of a GenBank genome assembly. Lineage: Eukaryota; Fungi; Glomeromycota; Glomeromycetes; Entrophosporales; Entrophosporaceae.
AUGUCUAAAAAACAUAAUAAUAACAGUGUAGUUGAUACAACUUCAUCAGAUUCUUCGCAUAAACAACCAAUAAAAAAUCUGGGUUUUGGCGAGAUUACUAUAACAUUUUCACCAUUAAAAGCCAUAUCACUUUUAAUGAUCAUUAUUUCAGCAUUAUAUGGCUUGGAUGUAUAUAGAGACAACAAAUCAGUAUGUGACUUUGUAGUUGAAGUUAAUGAUGACAAGUAUGGAUGGCUUCCUGUUCCUGAACAUUCAAGUUCUGCCCUUGCAAGAUAUAAACAUUUGGAUAAUGGAGCAUUUGUUUAUCGACACAUCUACAUGGACGAAUUUCAAAAAGAAUUCAACGUUCAACCCAUUCAUUAUCCAGUGUAUGAUGUUGAACUUGCGAAAUAUUUAGAGAAACAUGAUCUAGUAAAUAGACUAAGAGCUAAUGAAACAAUUGAUCAAAAUGUUAUUACAAAUAUUUUAAGGGAAUCAGAAAGAUAUGCACCGUUUCUUGCCAAUAUUAAAGCAAAAGUUGAGAAGGGGACUUUUGUUGAUGAUGAGAGUGUUUAUGUUCGAUGGGUUAAUGACGAUGUAAGAUAUGGAAUGUUUGCUGCAAAAGAUUUCGUACCAAGAGAUUUCAUUGGAGUUUAUGCUGGCAUGAUAACUCAUCGUCUUACUGAUCUUGAAUAUGCGUGGGAAUUCAAUUAUCUUGUAGAUAUAAAUGAUGAGAAUGGUCAAAGGAUUAGAGCUUGUAUUGAUGCUAAAUAUUAUGGAAAUUAUUUGAGAUUCUCAAAUCAUCGUGACAACAAUCAAAAUGCAGGACAAUUAUACGUUGCUUAUAAUGAUAUCUGGAAUGUAGUAUAUCUUGCGCAAUCCUAUAUUAAACCUCACGAACAAAUCUUUGUUAAUUAUGGUCAAGGAUAUUGGGAAAACAAGAAAAAAUAUGAUUUAUAA